GCGACUUUCAUCUGUCGACAGGCUUCGACGCUGCGGCGAUUGAACGCGACUCCAGUGCCAACCACGCCGCACCAACGCAAGCACGCGCACCAAACAAUAAAUAUUUAAUAUUUCAACCCCCAAAAGUUUAUAGUUAUGUACAUAACUUAAACUGGACUUAGUGCAAGUCUUUGUGCCUAAUGCUAUCAGUGAUAUAGUGUCGGACUUAUAAUUGGACAGUGAGGAGUGAACGAUGAUGAUAUCAAGGAUAUUAAUAGCAGCUUUAUGCUGCGCGUACGCAGCUGCGUUGUCGCCGAUUGCCCCUCCGAAUGUUUUGGGCGACAGCAGCGAGUGUGCGCUUUACCUCAACGGACCUGCGCGAUCCACAGCCUACGACUACAGCAUCAACCUACUCAAGGGCAACUUCGGUUACGAAGGACAGUCCAAUUGCAUCACAUACGAAGCCAUCAAUCAAGCUUAUCUCGAAGCCAGAAACAGAAUCUUGGUCACAUUGCCAAAAGGAGACUGGAAGGCUGAACAUUUCGCGAGCGUUGGCGAGCUGAUUCUAGACAUAUCCAUCAACCUGGCCCGAAGAUACGGUCUUACCUACGAAGAAAUAGAGAAGGGUCUGCCGCUCAUUGACACUUCCCGCACCCUCAUCCGUGAAGUAUGUCCACCUGUGUUCUCUCACGUGGAGUGCCGAGCUGGCAAGUACCGAAGGUUCGACGGGCUCUGCAAUAACUUGCAGAACCCUACCUGGGGCGCUACCAUGGCUCCCUUCCAAAGACUAAUAGGGCCACUUUUCGCUGACGGCAUCAACUCGCCUCGUAUCGCGCAUCAUGGUAAAGAUUUGCCACUUUCUCGUGUGGUGUCCCGCACUAUGCACCCUGACGAAGGGUUCCACGACCACGCUGGUACCGUAAUGGUCAUCGCUUGGGGACAGUUCAUGGACCACGAUUACACGCUGACAGCUACUCCUCUUGACCCUGUGAACCGCAACGACCCCGAGGAGUGCUGUAAGCGCCCCCCUCACUUGAAGCACCCCUACUGCAAUGAAAUCCGUAUCCCUGAUGAUGAUUACUUCUACCGUCUGUUUGGAGUCAAGUGCAUCGACUUCGUGAGAGGUUUCCCGUCGCCAAGACCUGGCUGCCGUCUGGGUUCAAGAGUUCCAUUCAACACUUUGACAGGAACUAUAGAUGGAAACACUGUUUAUGGAGUAACUGAGAAAUUCGCCAGAAAGCUGCGUACCGGUUUUGGAGGACUUCUGCGUAUGAACCCAGUGUUCAAAGAGUAUGGACUUAAGGACUUGUUGCCGCUCAAACUUGACAUUCCUGAUGAAGGAUGCACCAGACCCAACAAGAACAUGUACUGCUUCGAAGCUGGUGAAAUUCGUGUCAAUGAACAGUUAGUUCUGACCGUCAUGCACACUCUUAUGGCCCGUGAACAUAACAGAAUAGCCAACGGCCUUGCUGAGGUCAACCCCCACUGGGACGACGAGACACUCUUCCAAGAAGCAAGACGUAUCAACAUUGCUGAAAUACAACAUAUCACUUACAAUGAAUUUUUGCCCAUCCUACUCGGAAAGGACGUUAUGGAAAAGUUCGGAUUGGUAGUGGAAAAGGAGGGUUACUGGGACGGAUACGAUCCAGAAGUGAACCCUGACGUCAUCGCAUCGUUUGCCUCAGCUGCUUAUAGAUUCGGACAUUCUUUGCUACCAACUGCGGUCGAAAGAUGGUCCACAGCACACAAGUUCAUCGCAUCAAAGAGAUUGUCAGACCUCAUUCGUAGACCAUACGAUCUGUACAGAGCUGGUGUCCUAGACGAAUACGUUAUGGGUCUUAUGAACCAGGUAGCCCAAGCUAUGGACGAUUCCAUCACACAAGAAGUUACAAACCAUCUCUUCAAGAAGGUCGGCGCUCGUUUCGGAAUGGACUUGGUGUCAUUUAACAUGCAAAGAGGUCGUGAGUUCGGUAUUCCCGGAUACAUGGAAUUCAGAAAGUUCUGCGGUCUUCCUCCUGCCGACACCUUCCAGGAUCUGUUCGGUUCCAUGCCUAACGCAACUGUUCAAAAGUACGAGACAAUCUUCGACCAUCCAAUUGAUGUGGAUCUCUGGUCCGGUGGUGUGUCUGAGCGUCCUCUGCCCGGUUCCAUGUUGGGGCCCACUUUUGCUUGCAUUAUUGCUACUCAAUUCUCUUACUCAAGACGCGGUGACAGAUUCUGGUACGAACUUCCCAACCAGCCAUCAUCGUUCACACCAGAACAACUGAAGGAGAUCAGAAAAGCGCGAAUGGCGCGUAUCAUUUGUGACAACACAGACAUCAUUGACACUGUCCAACUAUACCCUAUGGUAUUGCCUGACCAUGAAUUGAACCCUCGCGUACCCUGCAGAAGUGGUAUCAUUCCUAUGAUGGACUUUAGCAAAUGGGCUGAGCCCGCGCCUUCGCCAUUCCACGGUGCCGCGAAACAAUUCAUAAUCUGGCGAAAUGAUUACACUGCUAUUGCAAAACCAGACAUCGGUAAGAACGAUAACAAACUAAUUCAAAUAGAUGACGUUGAAGUUAAACCUGUUGUUGAAAUUAAUCCUGAAAACGAUAACGAUUCAAGCGAAGAAAAUAAAAAACCGAAUGUAAGUGAAGAAGUUGAAAGCUUAGAAUCGAUAUUAGGAGUAAAGGAACCUGAAAAUGAUGAUAGUCAAAACGAUAAAAUAAUAGACCAAAAAGUAGUCCAGGAUGGAGACGUGAAACAAGAAUUUGAACGGAUCCCCUUAAAUUAUAAUCAUGCUGAGAAAAAUGAAAACAAGGAACAUCAAGCUCCUGAAUCCCCUAAAGAAGACCCAGAAUUACAACAAAAAGAAGGAACUUUAGAUGCCUUUGCGCCUGAAGAUAUUAAAUACGAUGAACAUUUAAAUAUUAAGUUUGAUGAUUUGGCUAUCAAAUUACCUGAAAUAAAAUUGCCAGAUGAUAUUUUAGCUUACUCGAGACAAGAUUCUCCGUAUUCCGAUGACGACUACAAAAAGCGACUACAAAAAGCGACGACUACUCAAGCAGAUGUGCCAAGUUAUAAACCUAGUUAUUAUUUUAAUCAGAAUGACAAAGAAGAAACACAUGAACGUAAAGAUGAAAGGGAACAUCGCAAUUCAAACGAUGAUAGUGACAACGAUGAUGAUCACGCACCUGACACUGGAUAUUAUGGAUAUUAUGAUAAUAGCAAGAAAAAACAAAAUUAUAAAAAUAAAAAUGCCGAUGAAGAAGAAGAAGAAGAAAGUGAGGAUAACGAAGAUUUGUAUGAAAAAUUCGUACGCGAAAGGUUUGGAAAACAAGGCACUUUUCAAAAAAGGUCUGAAAAAUUACAACAGGCAGCACCACUAAAUCCAGAUUUAUAUAAAACUAUCAAGCAAAUUCUUAAAAAGACUGCAGAUAUAGAUGAACAAGCUAAAAAGAGCGGAGAUCCCAAUGCCGGAUACAUGUGGACCCUCGAAUAUGGUGAAAAGUUGUAG
This is a messenger RNA of Spodoptera exigua (beet armyworm), 3475 nucleotides long. The record is from the annotation of a GenBank genome assembly. Lineage: Eukaryota; Metazoa; Arthropoda; Insecta; Lepidoptera; Noctuidae.